Molecule: messenger RNA, 2212 nt
Organism: Boleophthalmus pectinirostris (great blue-spotted mudskipper)
Lineage: Eukaryota; Metazoa; Chordata; Actinopteri; Gobiiformes; Gobiidae
Product: growth hormone-regulated TBC protein 1-A-like
Exons: 8
Coding region: 1034-2104 (356 amino acids)
Source: RefSeq, a predicted model, not a curated record
CUGGAGCAUUGACCUGGUCAGUUGAAGGGAUUAUUGAAGAGUUUCAGUUUUUGUGUUGUUGAAAUAAAACAAAACAGCUUCACUGUGAGUAAAUAUUAAGACAAACCCUCAAAACAGUAAUGGUCUCAGGUGGAACCUGCUUUUUUUUUCACUUCCACUUUUACAUAAGUUUUACUUUGCAAAGCACAACCCAUCAAGAGGACAGCUAUUUUUCUUUGAAGUGACAGCAGCUGCUAAAACCAUGCAAAAUAAGCUUACCAAUGGCAUCACUAUGCCUCACUAAUUUAUCAGAAACAGACUUUGCCAUAAAACAAGUUGAAUCGUCCUUUUCACACCAGGGCCCCAUGCUUUUCAUGGAUUACAGCGGUUCACUCUGAACACGUGACAGGCAUGUAAGGGAGGUGGCACACCUGCAUGAUUCCAUGGAAAUAGAAAAUUUAAACCACCUCCACAGGAGGCAUCCAGAAAAGAUCCCCUAGCCUCAGCUGGCUUGGGGAUCCAUUUUGAGUGCCCAACUACCCUGCAGAGAAAACUAAUUUCAACUGCCUGUAUCCAUGAUCAUGUUCUUUCGGUUAUUACCCAAAGCUCAUGGCCAUAGGUGCGGGUACAAACGAAGACUGACCAAUAAAUCAAGAGCUUUGCCUUUCGACUCAGCUCCUUCUUUGCUUCAACAGGCCACCUGCCAAUCUCAUGCUCCAUUCUUUCCUCACUUGUGUCAUAUUAGAAUUGCAGUAGGAAUAAGAGGCUCAAUUGGUAUAGUAAAUGGUAAAACAGAGGCAACACACCCACAAAUAUGCAUAUGCUAUUUUUUAGUUUGCACUCUUAAUUUAGUACCUGGCUUAGUAAAUGUGCCCCUUAGAGCAUUAGAAUUUUCCACUCCUUCAUGCAAAUAUGCUGUGCUCAGGUGCAGGCCUACUGGGCGUUCCCUACAGAAGCCCUUCCUCUUCUGCACUCAGGUAACAUACUCAGUUGACAUUUUGUUAUUUGCCAUGGCUGCAGGCAUUUCUCUUCAAGUGGUUGAAAUUGUAAACUAAUGACCAAGGGAUCAGUGCAUCUGGAGCAAAUAAUGGCCAGAGAAAUGGAAGGAACUGUUUCUGAGCCUCUUUCAAAUGACAGGACUGACCUGUAUGGAUUCGAGAGACCUCAUGAUUUUGAAAGCUACAAAGACAUGAUGGAUACAUAUGCCACAGUCCUCAGUAGAAGGUCACAAAGAUGGUCCCAACUGCUUCAGGAGAAACCAGAUGUUGAGAAGAACAUGACAGUAAAGAGAUUUGUGCGGAAAGGUGUGCCCAAUGAGCAUCGUGCCAGAAUCUGGAUGGCAGCAAGUGGUGCCCGGGAAAAGCAAGAGAGUAACAAUGGGUAUUACCAGUCACUACUGGCAGCUGAGCAUGACACUAAACUUGAAGAGACUAUUUACACAGACAUGCAUCGAACGUUCCCUGACAACAUCCUAUUUCAAACCAAAGCGGAGUCAUGCUUGCAAAAAGCUUUGUACAAUGUCCUGGUGGCAUACGGACACCACAAUAAAAUUGUAGGAUACUGUCAGGGAAUGAAUUUUAUUGCUGGAUAUCUCAUUUUAAUCACCAAAGAUGAAGAGAAAUCCUUUUGGCUCUUGGAUGCUCUGUUGGACAGAAUACUCCCUGACUACUACAGCCUUGAUAUGCUGGGUCUGAAAACUGACCAGGAAGUUCUAGGUGAACUUGUGAAGGCUAAAGCUCCAGCUGUGGGUCAGCUUAUGGACCAGUAUCCUGGUAUAUGGACGCUGGUGGUCUCUCGUUGGUUCAUUUGCCUGUACAUUGACAUUCUUCCCAUAGAGACUGUGUUGCGUAUUUGGGACUGUCUCUUUUAUGAAGGCUCCAAGGUGCUUUUCCGGGUUGCUCUGACUCUGAUAAUUCACCAUCAGUCAGAAAUCUUGAGAGCUCGCUCUCUGCCUGAUGUGUGCGAGUGUUUUAAACAAAUGACCCAGGGAGUAUUCACUCUAGACUGCCACACCUUCAUGCAGAAAAUAUUUACUGAACCUGGAAGCCUAUCCAAAGCAACUAUUGAGAAACUACGAGAAAAAUGCAGAAAACAAAUUACUGGAGAAGAAUCUCACCUGCCAUAAGGAUUUUUUACAUUGUAUUUUGCGACGGGUAUUUUGUACAGGUUUACUUUAACAAUUAAAUAGAGUUUGACGGAAAAAAUACUCUUAAAAUAAAUUCUGAAAUCCACA